Molecule: messenger RNA, 1974 nt
Organism: Teleopsis dalmanni
Lineage: Eukaryota; Metazoa; Arthropoda; Insecta; Diptera; Diopsidae
Product: protein downstream neighbor of son homolog
Exons: 4
Coding region: 99-1811 (570 amino acids)
Biological process (GO): nuclear DNA replication
Cellular component (GO): nucleus
Source: RefSeq, a predicted model, not a curated record
UAGAUUAAGUUUUUGUUUUUUUGUAAUAUUUAGAAAUUAAAUAAAGCAUAGUUAUAUUUAUAAUAAUUAUUAAUUAACGUACUUGUUUGUAAUUGUAAAUGUCCAAUACUGACACCAAAAAUAUAUCACAAAAUUGGAAACGUCCAAAUGAGUUAAUUAAAUUACAACGACUGAAGCAAAAAAAGAAACAAUUAGCCGCACGAUUUAAGCAAACCAAUAACAACGAAAAUGUAGUUCUUGAGGAUAAAGCGAGCCUCUUGGAGGCAAAAAUAGCACAGAAGCGCAAAAAUCCGUUUGCAAAAUCAGCAGAGAAUGAAAGCAAAAAGGCGCGAAACGAUCAGGUGUUGCUUGAGCAGGAUGACACUUUGCUUGCAUUUAUAAACACAAACGCGACAACUACUGAGGCUUUUGUACGCGAAACUCCUGUCAAAGUGGCACCAGCAAAAUUAGUUUUAAAGUCAUUCGAUUCAAAUGCGUUUUCGCAAUUCUUACAUCAAGCUGAUGAAGAUGAUGCAAUUGAAGAACAAAUAUUUAGUAAGCAUUUACCCAUGGACUGGAGUUUGAAGACGCGUGUGCGUAUCUUUUGUGAAAGUGAUUUACCUACAACUACGCUAAAGACUUCACAAAUGGCCAGUGGACUUACUAGUUUUGUGCGUUGCAUUUACUCGCAAAAUGAAUACGGCAUGUUGGAUAUAUCACCUGCAACACGUUUCAAUCAAGCUGCUUACUAUUGGCAACAUCCGCACUUACCUUGGAUGACACUAUUCCCGCGUAAUUCAAAAGAAAACAUUGGUAUAACAAUAGGUGAACGUGAACGUAAAGCACUGGCUGAAGAUUGGGAUUUUAGCUUCCACGGUUUAUUUCAUUUGCUGAGAGGAUUACAAUGUCCAUAUUUCUAUGUUUGCGCAAAUACUUUCACUGUGCUAUUUAGAGCUGCGGGCACUGCUGGACGUACGGAAAUGCAUGCUCUAAUGACACCGUCAACGCGUGGUAUACGCAGUAAUUUAAGACAAGAAGGUAUAGAAUUUACAAUGCCGCUAAAAAAUGAUGGAGGCUUAAAUCGAUCAGCUGAUGGUAACUAUUCGGAAGAAAGCGGGAGUAUUGUUACUGUGGAAAAUCCUGACCAAGAAGGAGUCAAUACAGGUGGUAACGAUGAACAAGAAGAGGAUGAAUGGCUUGAAAGUUUGGGUGUGGAUGAAAAAGAAAUACGAAAAAUACAAACCGCACACACACGUAAAAUUAAAGCAAAGGAAAUGGCAGAGGAUUUCAGUGAUAAUUCUUUACUAUUAAUCGAAGGUGUUGAAUGCCAAGGAUUCUUUAGUUUCCUACUUAACGCUAAGAGUACUAUUAGCAGUAUUGGACGUUUAGCUGGCGUGCCACCAACGUUACUUGCACCAGUGGCAUUUCCAAAAGCUACUAUGCAGCAUCUAACAUUACGUUCAAAUAAAGUACGAAUGGAUGGAGUAGACUAUAAUAGUAUCGAAGCUAAAGGAAUUGUUUUGCCAACAUUUUUGCCAUAUAUUUUUCAAUUAUUAUCAGAAACUAAAAAUACCUUCAGUGCUGCGCUAGCCAGCAGUAAUAAUACUUUAGCAUUUAGUAAGGCGACACAAGCACUAACAGAGGAUCCAAACUGUAGCAACACGAACACUACAGAAGGCACAGAUGCACAUCAAGUAUUUCAACAGGGUAGUUUAUGUGAUUGCGGUUUAAAUGAAGCGGUUAUUGAAUGCAUGUGUCGAACUGGACAAUAUUCAGUUGCUUUGCUAGAGCGUGUAUGUUAUGAUAAAGAAUGCGGUUAUGCUUGGAGCUAAUAUAAAAAUUUGUACCGUUUAAGUUAAUGUAACAAAAAUUUUAUUUAUUAACCUGUACAAAUAUAAAUCUGAUGUAUUUAUUUAUAUAUGAACUGAAGUUUUAAUUGCAGAAGUAUUUUUAAUAGUUAACGUUUGCAAGUGAGAGAAAAUUGCAAUUGCAAUU